AAGGUGGGGUCGCGGAGUGUGUGACACGCGCGGGGAGCGGCGGCUGCUGCUGCGGCCGCGGCCCGCGGGAGGAGAAGGAGGAGCGGGGAGUCCCGGCGCGGCCGUGGGAGCCCCCGGGCGGGCGGCGGCGGCGCCCCAGGAAGGUGGCGGCAGAGCUGCCGUAGCGGCUGGGAUUUACCGUGGUGGUGGCGGUUGGCGCUGACCGGCAGGGGAGCGCGCCGCGCGGCGGGGACCGUGCCCGCGGCCCCCCCUUCCCCCUCCCUCGUCCCCCCUCCCCGGGGCCGCCGCCUCUCGGGCUGAUCUCCCCCUCCCGGACCAUGGCCGACGACGACGUGCUGUUCGAGGACGUGUACGAGCUCUGCGAGGUGAUCGGCAAGGGUCCGUUCAGUGUUGUGCGGCGAUGUAUCAACAGGGAAACAGGGCAACAGUUUGCUGUAAAGAUUGUCGAUGUAGCAAAAUUCACUUCAAGUCCUGGAUUAAGCACAGAAGAUCUGAAGAGAGAAGCCAGUAUUUGUCACAUGCUGAAGCAUCCUCAUAUUGUUGAACUAUUGGAGACAUACAGCUCAGAUGGAAUGCUUUAUAUGGUCUUUGAGUUUAUGGAUGGAGCAGAUCUGUGUUUUGAAAUUGUGAAGAGAGCAGAUGCUGGAUUUGUGUACAGUGAGGCUGUAGCCAGUCAUUACAUGAGACAGAUAUUGGAAGCUCUACGUUACUGUCAUGAUAAUAAUAUCAUUCACAGGGAUGUGAAGCCACACUGUGUACUGCUUGCCUCAAAAGAGAAUUCAGCCCCAGUAAAGCUUGGUGGCUUUGGGGUAGCAAUUCAGUUAGGAGAGUCUGGACUAGUUGCUGGAGGACGUGUAGGAACACCUCAUUUUAUGGCCCCAGAAGUGGUAAAAAGGGAACCUUAUGGCAAGCCUGUAGAUGUUUGGGGUUGUGGCGUGAUCCUUUUUAUCCUGCUAAGCGGUUGUUUGCCUUUUUAUGGAACCAAGGAAAGAUUAUUUGAAGGCAUUAUUAAAGGAAAAUACAAGAUGAAUCCUAGGCAAUGGAGCCAUAUUUCUGAAAGUGCCAAAGACCUGGUACGACGUAUGCUUAUGCUGGAUCCAGCAGAAAGGAUAACAGUAUAUGAAGCACUGAAUCAUCCCUGGUUAAAGGAAAGAGAUCGCUAUGCAUACAAGAUUCAUCUUCCAGAAACAGUAGAACAAUUGAGAAAAUUCAAUGCAAGACGAAAACUGAAGGGGGCAGUACUAGCAGCUGUGUCAAGCCACAAAUUCAACUCCUUCUAUGGUGACCCCCCUGAAGAGCUACCAGACUUCUCUGAAGACCCAACCUCCUCAGGAGCAGUAUCACAGGUGCUGGACAGCCUGGAAGAGAUUCAUGCACUUACAGACUGCAGCGAAAAAGACCUAGAUUUUCUUCAUAGUGUUUUCCAGGAUCAGCAUCUUCACACGUUACUAGAUCUUUAUGACAAAAUAAACACAAAGUCUUCACCACAAAUCAGGAAUCCACCAAGUGAUGCUGUACAGAGAGCCAAAGAGGUAUUGGAAGAAAUUUCAUGUUACCCAGAGAACAAUGAUGCAAAGGAGCUAAAGCGUAUUUUAACACAACCUCAUUUCAUGGCCUUACUUCAAACUCAUGAUGUAGUGGCACAUGAAGUUUACAGUGAUGAAGCGCUGAGAGUUACACCUCCUCCCACCUCUCCGUACUUAAACGGAGAUUCCCCAGAGAGCGCCAACGGCGACAUGGAUAUGGAGAAUGUAACACGAGUUCGACUGGUGCAGUUCCAGAAGAACACAGAUGAACCCAUGGGAAUCACUUUAAAAAUGAAUGAGUUGAACCAUUGCAUCGUUGCAAGAAUUAUGCACGGAGGAAUGAUUCACCGGCAAGGUACACUACAUGUAGGGGAUGAAAUCCGAGAAAUAAAUGGAAUCAGUGUGGCAAAUCAAACUGUAGAACAACUACAAAAAAUGCUUAGGGAAAUGCGUGGAAGUAUUACCUUUAAGAUUGUGCCAAGUUAUCGCACUCAAUCUUCAUCCUGUGAGAGAGAUUCCCCCUCUACAUCCAGACAGUCCCCAGCUAAUGGUCAUAGCAGCACUAACAAUUCUGUUUCGGACUUGCCAUCGACAACACAACCAAAAGGACGACAGAUAUAUGUAAGAGCACAGUUUGAAUAUGAUCCAGCAAAGGAUGACCUCAUUCCUUGCAAGGAAGCUGGCAUCAGAUUCCGAGUUGGUGAUAUUAUCCAAAUCAUUAGCAAAGAUGAUCACAACUGGUGGCAGGGUAAACUUGAGAAUUCCAAAAAUGGUACUGCAGGUCUUAUUCCUUCUCCUGAACUUCAAGAAUGGCGAGUUGCUUGUAUUGCCAUGGAGAAGACCAAACAGGAGCAACAGGCCAGCUGUACUUGGUUUGGAAAGAAAAAAAAGCAGUACAAAGACAAAUAUUUGGCAAAGCACAAUGCAGUGUUUGAUCAAUUAGAUCUUGUCACGUAUGAAGAAGUAGUAAAACUGCCAGCAUUCAAAAGGAAAACAUUAGUCUUACUAGGUGCACAUGGUGUUGGAAGAAGACACAUAAAAAACACACUCAUCACAAAACACCCAGACAGAUUUGCUUACCCCAUUCCUCACACAACCCGACCUCCAAAGAAAGAUGAAGAAAAUGGGAAAAAUUACUACUUUGUAUCACAUGACCAAAUGAUGCAGGAUAUAUCAAACAAUGAAUAUUUGGAAUAUGGCAGCCAUGAGGAUGCAAUGUAUGGGACAAAACUGGAAACAAUACGAAAGAUCCAUGAGCAGGGACUAAUUGCAAUACUUGACGUAGAACCUCAGGCAUUGAAGGUCCUGAGAACUGCAGAGUUUGCUCCUUUUGUUGUUUUUAUUGCUGCACCUACGAUUACCCCAGGCAUUAAUGAGGAUGAAUCUCUUCAGCGCCUGCAGAAGGAGUCUGAAAUCUUACAGAGAACAUAUGCACACUACUUUGACCUUACAAUUAUCAACAAUGAAAUUGAUGAAACUAUCAGGCACCUGGAGGAAGCCAUCGAGCUUGUGUGUACAGCCUCACAGUGGGUCCCGGUCUCCUGGGUCUACUAGACCGGUCAUGAGAGAAUUGAAAACAAACAAAAAAAUCUGUCAUUACUGGGAACCACCUCAUACAUGGAAAACCUCUUCGUUAUUGACCUUGUGUCAACAGGUCUUGGCCCCUAGAGACUACCUAGAUGUAGUGUGACCUAAAAUAUAAUUAUUGUCAUGUCCGAAUAGAUAGGAGGAGGGGGAAAAAAAAUUAAACACUAAUUUAAAGAGACAGUAUCUUUUUUUUAAUCAUUUCUCCUAAACUUUAAUAAAAUGUAUCUUUAAAUAUAUGUAUUAUUCAGUCCUUUGGAAUGUUAUAUUUUUGGAAAUCAUAGCUUUUUAUUUCAAGGGCCCCUAAAAACUGCACAAAAUAGAUGCUGCUUUCUAUAAUCUAUUUUAAUAGUAAUAAUAAUAUGAUUCUGUUACCUUAACUUGGGGGUGGAACACUACAUUCUUUUUAGAGUCUGAUUUUAUGGAUUGGAAUACUUUACUUUCCUUUAUUUAUUUGAAGUAAUUAGUCUAAUUAUUACGAAACAAAUUCAUACAUUUUAAAGACCUUUUUUGCUUUUUUUUUUCCUAGGGUAGUAUUUUUAAGUACUUUUGUGUAACAUCCACAUAAUGUGAUACUGUCUCUUUGAAGAACUCUGUAAAACUUUUAGAAAAUUGAAAAAUUGGGUCUUGACUCUUAAUGCAUGUGGACAGUCGCAAGCGUUCAUGCCGUUGGUGUAUCUGUGUUGAUAAAACCUGUAACCUACAGCAAAGUACAUUCCGUUCAUGGGAACACAUACCCAAGGGAAUAAAGUAAGAUAUUAUUCUAAGUUGUAAACCUAUGCACAUCCCUUGCAUUUUGGGCAACUUUAUAAAAAAAAAAAGAAAGAAAAAAACGAACUGAUUUUUAUUAAUAAUAAUCAUGUAGUGAAAUGUGUUUGUAAUUUUUGUCUCAAUUUAAUUUGUUGUAAGGUGGGAGGGGCAAUUACUGGUUUCACCAUUUCAGAUCUGUGUUGUCUGAGAGUAUUAACGUUUUAAUUAAGUUUAAGCAAAGAAAUGCUGAUUUUUAAUAUGUAUGUAAUUGUUUAAAAAUGCACACAUUUUAAAAGAAAAUACUGUGCAAUGAAGAAACCAGUUUAGGCGUUGCGAUAAACUGAGUAUUCCAAAAGACUCAUCUGCAGUAGCCCUGUAAAUUCCUUCAAAAAUGGUAAUUGACUCUACAGUCUGACCAAUUUUUUUUAUUUUAAAUAUACUUCCUUUUAUGUGUUCAACAAUUAAACGCUUUCGGGUCCUUCAUUUCAUCACAGGGAGUUUCAAGAACAAAUCAAGUGCCUCGUGCAGCGAGAAAAGGUUUCUUAAAGCCUGUUAAGGGAAGGCCCUUGCAGGGGCACAGCCUGUUCCUGUUGCAGGGGCUCUGCUCUGCCUGUACGAGCACAAAUUCAACUAAUUUAGAAUUAGAGCAGAGUCAAGUCAGAAGAUAUAAUCAUGUGUUGUCCUGGCAUUCUGUUUCCCGUCUUCAUACUCUCACUGGCCCAGAGGGUUUGCAUUUUUUUCUGAAAAUGGCUGACGGAAGCAAGCAUUGCCACCUCUUUUUUUAGGUGUGGGAAAUACGGUGUUCCUUAAAGCUUGAUUGGCUGUGCUUGUUGUAUAGUAUGAAGUUUAGUGGUUUUUAGUGUUCUCAAAGGAUUUCUCCUCCAAGUUGAACCAUCAUCUGUAAUCAAUCUGUGGGGCUGUUCCGGUUGUUUAGGACCACAGCACAUGUAAUUGGAAAAGAUUCUCACGGUUGAACCUUUCUCGUAAGGGUAAUUAUCAUAAAGUGCAUAGGUUUGCUGAUUUUUUCCUGCCUACUCCCUACUGCAGGUCGACUGGUCAAAUCUCGGCUCUUGUUAAGACCCUUAGGUGAAGUCUAGGUCCAGCUAGGCAUCCCAGCCAGACAGCCAGGUCAGGCAAGAUGGUUUAUUUUGUGCAGCGUUGAUGGCACAGCUUGCAGCCUGCAACACAGAAGGAAACUCGAUCCCACCUGCUGAACCCACAACUGGAGUCAGAAUCACAGCUCUGCAAGCACUGAGUCCCAAAGCAAGUAUUGUAACCAAGUCCCUUGAGUCUGUAAUUUGUGGAGUGCUGGAAACUAACCCGUGAGAAACUCCCUGUGUGGGCCUUGCAUAAGCAAGCCAGCGAGUAAGAGGGAACCUAUUGGAGUGUCAUCUCUUCUGAACUUAGCCCCUAUAAAAAGGGGAUAGAUGCAAACUGUGAACUGUUUAGUGAAUAAGAGGUAAUUUUUCCAAGUAGUUGUGCUGUGUCGUUUUAGUCCUGGAUGAACCUUCGCAGGAGUUCCUGUAGGCCAGCUGUUGCAGCGGUAGUAUUACACACUAGCUGAGCUCAUCGAAGUCACAGGUUCAUUCACUCUCAAAACUACCUCUUUUCCCAGUAAAGCACAAAGAUGGGAAGACCUACUGAAAAAUCAAAGCAUUGGAGUGUUUCUGAUGUUAGAAAUACAAACUUCUCUGGUAAGCAUUGAUACCUGACUUCAGUGGCACAUUCUUCAUUUCAGCUCUUUUUGACAUUAAACAGGUAAAGUAAUUUUGAUAAUUUGGAUAUAGUCCACUGUAAAUGUUUUGACUACACACUUUCGACUCUGUUAAUGUGAAUUUCUUGGAGUUUCUGAGUAUCCAGCCUGUAAGAAAAGAAAACUCAUAAGGCCCAUGAGGGUGCUUCUGCCUUAUGUAGAUGAGAAUAACUUGUGAUUUAAUGUAACUAAUAUGCUUUUCUUCUCUUAAGUGGAGCUACCAUUCAGUCAAUAUUACACAGUAGAAACACUAA
Colius striatus (speckled mousebird) is the source of this 5867-nucleotide messenger RNA. RefSeq names its product calcium/calmodulin dependent serine protein kinase (gene CASK). The record is from RefSeq and is a predicted model, not a curated record. Gene Ontology annotation, biological process: regulation of neurotransmitter secretion; protein phosphorylation. Gene Ontology annotation, molecular function: protein kinase activity; ATP binding; signaling receptor binding. The coding region runs from base 318 to 3080 and encodes 920 amino acids. Gene Ontology annotation, cellular component: plasma membrane; basolateral plasma membrane; cell-cell junction. The transcript has 26 exons. Lineage: Eukaryota; Metazoa; Chordata; Aves; Coliiformes; Coliidae.